Messenger RNA from Pleuronectes platessa (European plaice), 1565 nucleotides. It is a transcript of the gene chrac1, whose product is annotated as chromatin accessibility complex subunit 1. The transcript has 3 exons. The coding region runs from base 294 to 644 and encodes 116 amino acids. The record is from RefSeq and is a predicted model, not a curated record. Gene Ontology annotation, molecular function: protein heterodimerization activity. Lineage: Eukaryota; Metazoa; Chordata; Actinopteri; Pleuronectiformes; Pleuronectidae. Gene Ontology annotation, cellular component: nucleus; CHRAC.
GUUUACCGUUAUACUGAAGGGGAAGAAUAAACGCGUCUUUUUUUCGAAAACAAGCUUGAUCCUCUGGAACAAAGUCUCGGUCCUCGGCAUCAGAGAUUUCAGACACAGACUUUUUUUUUAUUUCAAUGACACCAUCAGUAGAUCACCACACUUCACUCACAGGCGCUUUGGGAAAGUGACGAAUCUGUGACCGACCAGCAACAUCUGGAAUAAAGACAGCAUAUCACCAGUUGCCAUAAUCCCGAGUUAAACUGGAGCACCCCCGGCUGUGCGGCGCCGCGUCCUCGUGAAAAAUGUCUCAAAAUAAAGACGACCUCGCGUCCAGCAACAAAAAGACCAUCUCCCUCCCCAUCUCCAGGGUGAGGCUGAUCAUGAAGAGCUCCCCGGAUGUUUCCAGCAUCAACCAGGACGCUCUCGUCCUCACCACCAAGGCCACGGAGCUGUUUGUGCAGCAUCUGGCGGUCGCAUCGUUCAACAACGGCUCCGGGAAGGAAACCAACUCGUUGUCCUACAGCGACCUGGCUAACACCGCGGAGGAGACCGAGACUUUACACUUUCUCACAGAUAUCCUGCCUAAGAAGAUCUUGGCUCGAGAUUACCUCACAUCUUUGGAGGACUUUCAAGAAGAGGAUGCUGACUUUUAAACCAAGUACACUGGAGGCAUUUCACGUGCAGAUGGAUCAGAUGAACAAGUCCUGCCUCUCACUGAAGUAACAGACAGGAGAGACACCCUGAACUCUCUCAGUGCUUUUUAAAUGCAUUGACAGAGCUCAGUUGUCGGGCUUUGUGGGAAAAGUUAGUAGAUGUGGAUCUGAAAGUAAAGCCACACAGGGCGGAACACAACAAUCACAGAGUCAUAGAGGAAACUAGAAGCUGUACUGUAUAUCUAUGAGUAAAAAAUGGAUGCCAGCAAGAUGAAAUGGUAUUACUGCCCCGAACCAGGCAGCCUUAGAUGAGUCUUAAUGCAACCACCCCUUAACUUUCCUUCAGAGCUGAUUACCUCUAUAGAGAGUACUGUUAAAAGUACUGCUAAUGUAGAAGUACUGGUAAUGAUUUUGCAUGUGGCCUGUAAUCCAAGACAUAUUUUUUAAGAUUUAAUGGUCCCAGUGAUUUGCAUGCAAAACUAUCAGGAAAGGUGAAUCGUUUUUUAUCCCACCCACUUGCAGACCCCCCUCCCCCCUCUUCACGGAACAUACCAAGAGUUAAUUCUACAUAAUUGUCUCAGCAGAGUUUUCAUUGCCCCUAAAAUAAUACAAUGUAAACACGUUAUUUUCGAGAUGCUGUCGAACACUGUUCUCCAAGUGAAAUGUACGGAUGUGAACCUUACGCAAGAUACUAUCGUUUUAAAUAUAUAUAUUUUCCUAAUGCUAACCCUUGAGUUGUGAUUCAAGUGAUCAUAAAUCCCUCUAUUUUGUAGCGUCACUACAGAACAGCUGAACAAGCUGCGUCUUUCCAAAUGAAAACUCACCCUCAGCCUCACAGGUAGUGUGUAACAGGCAUUUCCUCCUUUUACAAAAGUGUUGUUUAGAUUUGAUAAUAAAAUAAAGCAAGUUGAAAAAGUUUUA